[Candida] anglica is the source of this 456-nucleotide messenger RNA. Lineage: Eukaryota; Fungi; Ascomycota; Pichiomycetes; Serinales; Debaryomycetaceae. The record is from the annotation of a GenBank genome assembly.
AUGAAAUUUUCCACCAUUGUACUCUCCUCCAUUGCUUCCAUUGCUUCUGUCAAUGCUGCUAGCGUCCCAGCUGUUUCCGCUGCUACUUGCCAAUUAUCUUCUCAAAACUUUGUAGAAGAUUUCGCAGGUGGAUUUCAAAUGAUUGGCGACGAAUAUCUCCUUUACCUUUACACUGAGCUCAACUCUGAAGUUGACGUAACCUUGACUGGUGGUGUUGGCGGAACUGAUUUCUUUGUCGGUAACAACGCUCUUAGUGACUGCUCUUGUAUUCCAGAUGUCAAGCCAGACUACCAUGUUGCUGAAGGUGCCACUACCCAAGUCAAGAUUGAUGUCAACAUGAACGAACUUCUUGGAUUCAGAAUUAAGAGUUCUGACAGUGACUUCGACGUCCAAUUCAAGCAAUUGACAAGCCGUUGGGGUACAUUGUUCCCAGUUACCCAAUGCGCAAAGAAGUAA